UGGAGGAGCUACUACUGCCCACAGAUGGCAAGGAAACACGAUACAACAAUAGUACGUAUUCUCCAAGAGGAGACUCUGGGGGGAAACCCAUGUACGAACGCGUCAAGACAUUUUUACAUGGGACUUUCGUCGUUGACUUGAAACAGUGGCUGAGGGAGUACCUGAAGCUCAACGGCUUGCUGACACUCUCGGUUUUUGCCGUGUUGGCCGGCUGUCUCCUGGGGUUCAUGUUGAGAGGGAGCCAUCUCUCUACCCAGGCUAAGAUUUAUUUUUCAUUCCCUGGAGAACUUCUCAUGAGAGUGCUCAAAAUGCUGAUCCUCCCCCUCAUCACGUCCAGUUUAAUGUCAGGCCUGUCGUCUAUGGAGUCCAAAGCCUGUUGUCGUGUGGGUGUUCUCACUGUGACCUACUACCUGUGGACCACCUUCAUUGCGGUGGUGGUGGGUAUCCUGCUGGUGAUCAUCAUCAAGCCCGGUGUGGGCACUGAGAUGGACAGCAACAGGCUAGGAGGAGGGCCCGUCAUGACUUCUGCUGAUGCCUUGCUAGAUCUCAUUAGGAAUAUGGUUCCUUCCAAUCUUAUUGAGGCGACAUUUCAACAGUACAAAACAGAUCUGGUCCGUAUCCUGAAAGUCCCCAGAGUCACAGUACAGCCCAACUUUGUGUACAUCAUGCCUGACGAUAGUGGCCCCACUGGUCGGGCGGUGUUCCUGGAGCUCACUCCACCCCCUGAGAUUCACUACAAGACCAGAGCUGGCAGCAGCCAACAGAUGAAUGUGCUGGGGAUUGUCAUCUUCUCUGCCACCAUGGGGCUGUUACUGGGGAAAAUAGGCGAGAGAGGAGCACCACUAGUUCACUUGUGUCAGUGUAUCAACGAAUGUGUCAUGAAAAUCAUCAACACUGCUGUUUGGUAUUUUCCAUUUGGGAUCAUAUUUCUCAUAGCUGGAAAAAUGCUGGACAUGCAGGACCCAUCUACUCUUGGAAAGAAGCUGGGCUGGUACACUAUCACUGUUCUGGCUGGGCUUUUUGUCCACGGCCUCAUCCUCCUCCCCUUCUUCUACCUCAUCCUGACUCGGAAAAACCCUUUCACUUUCAUCAGAGGCCUGCUUCAAGCCUUGGUCAUAGCACUGGCCACAUCCUCAAGUUCUGCCACUCUGCCCAUUACUAUGAAGUGUUUGCUGGAGAACUGCAAUGUGGAUCGGCAGAUAGCACGCUUCGUGCUGCCGGUAGGCGCCACCAUUAACAUGGACGGAACAGCUCUUUACGAGGCCGUGGCGGCCAUCUUUAUCGCCCAGGUCAACGAUUAUGAGCUGGACUUUAGCCAGCUGGUCACCAUUAGUAUAACAGCUACAGCUGCCAGCAUAGGUGCUGCUGGGAUCCCCCAGGCCGGCCUCGUCACCAUGGUGAUUGUGCUGACAUCAGUGGGUCUGCCACCUGAUGACAUCACUCUCAUUGUGUCCAUCGACUGGGUACUGGACAGAUUCCGAACCAUGAUCAACGUGCUGGGAGACGCCCUGGCAGUAGGAAUCAUCGGCCACUUAUGUCAGAAAGACUUUCCUCGCAGACCUACUGGCAAGUCACAACCUUCAUAUGGCACACAGAACUCUCACAACAUGCAGAACAGUGUGCCUAUGACCGCGCUGCCUCUGCACAAGCAGGACUGCUGCUAUGAUGUGUUGGGGGCCACAGUCAAUGAGAGGCCUACCAUCUACUACAACAUCUGUCAAGUUUAACUCCUGAAAAGACAUUAACCUCAAAUGACGGACAACUUUGGUGCACUUUUCCCCUACUCGUGCCAUGAAACGGUACUGAAAGAACCUGCUCCUGCUGUCCCCUAUCCAGUCUUUUUGUGACAGAACUUUUUGUGACUGAACAUUUUCGCUUUGUCGGUGACACUGUAAUGGACAAAUCAGUGUUUUCCACAAAUACCUUUUAUUAAAAAAAAAUAAUAAUUAAACAGUGAUGAGUUAGGAAUCGGCCAAAUGUACUACUACGAUCUUGUCUAUGUGGUAUUGACUCUUGCUAUUAACUCGAGUCGUCCAACGUGCUGUGGAUUCACUGGAUGUUUUUUUCUCACUGUUCCUCACCAUGGUCUCUAUGGUCCAUGUGACAGUCAUAAUAACAGCAUGCAGGUAUGCAUUUUGAACAACUUGUUUGGCUUGAUUUUAUUUUUUUGCAUACAAAGGAAGUAGGUCUACUGUCGGGUCAUACUGGACAUUCUGGGUCAAUGGCAAUAAACUAAUUUCACUCAACUUCGUCUUCUAUUUAAUGCGCCUAACAUUUAUUGGCAGUUUCAACAAUCUAAAGGGAAAGUACAGGGGGGGAAAUUUGUUUAAUUCAAAACACGUCGUCUGAUUAUCUUUUUUUUUAUAUGUGACCCUGCUUUCCUUGUAUUCAAAAACCUAAAUGUAAUGUUGCCUUAAAUAAAAAAUGUCACUUGUC
Molecule: messenger RNA, 2436 nt
Organism: Oncorhynchus mykiss (rainbow trout)
Lineage: Eukaryota; Metazoa; Chordata; Actinopteri; Salmoniformes; Salmonidae
Product: excitatory amino acid transporter 5-like
Biological process (GO): L-glutamate transmembrane transport
Cellular component (GO): plasma membrane
Molecular function (GO): L-glutamate transmembrane transporter activity; glutamate:sodium symporter activity; neutral L-amino acid transmembrane transporter activity
Source: RefSeq, a predicted model, not a curated record